UGGUCCAAGUCCAAGAUGGCGGACUAAGCGACGUGGCUUUCCGGAUUUACGAUCUUAUAGAUUCAAAGAUAGCAUCAAAUACCUUAACUAUUCACAUUUUCUUAAGCCCACGAAACGGACUAAGAGUUAGGAGCGACGGCGUGUUAGCUGAAGUGAAGAUUGAAGACGUGCUAGAAGAUGGACGACUACUGCUAUGCUAAGAUGGCGACGUCAUGUCAAAGAGAAAGUGAAAGAGAAUCAGCGCCACCAACUUCCAGCAAAUCACCGACGGAGAUAAAGACGAAGACCGAAGAAAAAGCUGAGCGUCAUACAAAUCAAGACAGUAGAAAAUGUAUGCUGUGUUCAAACACUAAUGACGUCCAGCAGCUGAUGGGUAAUCCAGAAGAAGUUUCCCCUCAGUCAGGGGGGAGCUCCACUUUGAAGCAGGAGACUCCACAACCACCCUGCAUUAAAAAGGAAGAGGAGGAACUCUGCAUCACUCAGGAGGGAGAGUGUCUUCUAGGACCACAGGAAGUUGGUCUCACCCGGUUCCCACUGACUGUUGUCUCUGUGAAGACUGAAGAUGAUGAAGAGAAACCACAAGUAGACAACCUCUUAGCUCCACUAUCAGAUAGUGAGGCUGAAGACGAAGUUGAAGUAACUUUGAGCAGCGAUACAGACUGUGAAGGUGAUAUGAGGACUCACACUGACAACAAACACUCUGAAUGCUCUACAAAGACGAGAGGUCAAGCAUGUUUGAGCUGCUCAGUUUGUGGCAAAAUCCUUUCUCGAAAUAGCUAUUUGACUCGACACAUGAGAAUACACACAGGUGAAAAAACAUUUAAUUGUUCAGUUUGUGGCAAAAGCUUUUCUGUAAAGGGGUAUUUGACCCAACACAUGAUAACACACACGGAUGAAAAACCGUUUAAUUGUUCAAUUUGCGGCAAACAGUUUUCUGUUAAGAAGUAUUUGACUAAACACGUGAGAACACACACAGGUGAAAAGCCUUUUAACUGUUCAGUUUGUGGCAAAAGCUUUUCUGUUAAGAGCCAUUUGACUCGACACAUGAGAACACAUACAGGUGAAAAACCAUUUAGUUGUUCAGUUUGUGGCAAAAGCUUUUCUGAUAAAAGCACUUUGAUUGACCACAUGAGAACGCACACUGGUGAAAAACCAUAUAAGUGUUCAUUUUGUGACAAACGCUUUUCUGUUAAGAGCAAUUUGACUGGACACAUGAGAAUACACACAGGUGAAAAACCAUUUAGUUGUCCAGUUUGUGGCAAAAGCUGUUCUGUUAAGUACACUUUGACUCAACACAUGAGAACACACACAGGUGAAAAACCAUAUAAGUGUUCAGUUUGUGGCAAAAGCUUUUCUGUUAAGAGCCAUUUGACUGGACACAUGAGAACACACACUGGUGAAAAAGACAUUUAGUUGUUCAGUUUGUGGUACGAGCUUUUAUUUUAAUAGCUCUUUGUGUCGACACAUCCACCCUACCCAGGACCUCCUCACUGCUUCUUUCACAAAUAUCUGAGGUAUUCAUACAAACUUGGAUUGUUUGAAGCAUAAUCUUAUCCACUCAUGACCCCAUGUCUUCUCUGUAUGUGAAACCUUCCUGAACAGUAAGAUAGAUGAUGCUUCAAGUGCUUGGUUACUCCUUCUUCAGUCCAGGGACCUGGGGCCUCAUGUGUCAAGUUUGUGCACAAGGUCAAAAACCUGCACUACACCCUUUUUCACGGCAAAAUUGAACUGACAUUGACGCAUAAGUGAUGCUGGGUAACUGUUUGCGUAACAAACUGCCAACUUUUCCUCCUCAGACUGAUUAAUGUGCAAAUCAGAGACAUAUGAAAAAUUACACCCACAACCCAACCCCCACCUCCCUCGACAUUUGGGCAUGACAGCUUCAAUCAGGCCCGCAAGAUGAGUUUGCGAAGAGUAAAAUUCAGAUGCAUGUUUUUAAUGAAAGAAACUGCUGUUCUAAUUGUGUCCACUGGAUGUCGCAAAAGCAAUUCUGUUAGGCAAGCAACUAGUUUCCGGGGCGAGCAAGUAUACCAAGUAAGAGGUACACGGUAAAGCGGGGCUGUGACUCCUCCCCCUCCACCCAACGUAAAAGAGGAGUAAAAUAAUCAAUCAGUAACCCCACUUCAAAUGCAGCAUGAGACACUGCACACUGAUAUAGUUCUGUGAAAAUGAUUGUCUUCUGUGCAAAUGUAAAGAAAGUGAACAGUGUGUGAUUUACUGCAAUACUGUCAGUCUUUCAACUUUUUAUUUGUGCUUUGUUGGAAUUGUUCACACAUUGCAAUGCUUUUAUUUUUCUGUCAACACACAUUAUGUCUAGAAGACAGGAAGUAACUCAACACUCUUGAAUAGUUUCUACCUCAGUGUGUAUGGUUUGUUGAGUUAGCACAGGAUUAAUAUGUGGAAAUGACAAAUGGGGUAGUUGAUACAUAGAAUAGUUUUUAUUUAUGCUUUGUUUUGUUUUUUGUUUAAUCCUAGAUGGGUUGUGACUUAAAGUUUAAUAGAAACACUGAGAUAAAGUCUAAGUUCAUUGUGUUCUUCAAGGUGUUUUUAAAAAUGCACCAUUUUUUCCCUCUAAAUGUUUAACAAACUUGAAUUGUUUUGUGAAGAGGAUUAUUUGUGAUGUGUAGAUUUUCAGAAAGUGCUUAUUCUAUUUUGGGCCAAAGUAAAAUGAAGAAAACAAUCUGAA
Messenger RNA from Nerophis ophidion (straightnose pipefish), 2686 nucleotides. RefSeq names its product zinc finger protein OZF-like. Lineage: Eukaryota; Metazoa; Chordata; Actinopteri; Syngnathiformes; Syngnathidae. The transcript has 2 exons. The record is from RefSeq and is a predicted model, not a curated record. Gene Ontology annotation, biological process: regulation of transcription by RNA polymerase II. Gene Ontology annotation, molecular function: RNA polymerase II cis-regulatory region sequence-specific DNA binding; DNA-binding transcription activator activity, RNA polymerase II-specific. Gene Ontology annotation, cellular component: nucleus. The coding region runs from base 178 to 1413 and encodes 411 amino acids.